AUGGGAGACAAGCCAAUUUGGGAGCAGAUUGGAUUCAGCUUUAUUCAGCGUUACGAUCAGUUAUUUACUAACGACCGAAUCCAACUAGGCGCAAUUUACACUGAUGCAUCAUACCUUAGGUGGGAAGGACAACAGUUCCAGGGGAAAGCUGCCAUUGUGGAGAUGUUAUCUAGCAUUCCGUUCCAGAAAAUUCAGCAUAGUAUCACGGCGCAGGACCAUCAGCCUAUACCAGAUAGCUGCAUCAUCAGCAUGGUUGUAGGCCAGCUCAAGGACGAGGAAGAAUUGGCGCCCACGUUUAGAACUCUUUUCUGUGGCACUGGGACCUGGACCUGGAGCCUUAUGCAAGCCAGCGGUGCAGAAACAGUAGAUGCUUGGACAGAGGGGCAGUUGGAAGAGUUAUGGCAUGUAAACCCAUCUAACAACAUCUAUGACUCCUUCAUUUGA
Molecule: messenger RNA, 444 nt
Organism: Arvicanthis niloticus (Nile rat)
Lineage: Eukaryota; Metazoa; Chordata; Mammalia; Rodentia; Muridae
Source: RefSeq, a predicted model, not a curated record